Molecule: messenger RNA, 1281 nt
Organism: Phytophthora infestans T30-4
Lineage: Eukaryota; Oomycota; Peronosporomycetes; Peronosporales; Peronosporaceae
Product: nascent polypeptide-associated complex subunit alpha-like protein, putative
Exons: 4
Coding region: 40-1281 (413 amino acids)
Biological process (GO): protein targeting to membrane
Cellular component (GO): nascent polypeptide-associated complex; cytoplasm
Source: RefSeq, a predicted model, not a curated record
GUCAACAACCCCGUUCGUUUCCUCUUCAUAUCGAUCACCAUGGCCCACCCGGAGCACGACCACGCGCACGACCACGACCACGAGCACGACCACCACCACGAGGACGUGGACUCGGAUGACGAGAUCCCGGCCCUUGAGGAGGCCCCGGACGCCGCUGACGCCGAGAAGGGCAAGCACAACCGCUCGGAGAAGAAGUCGCGUAAGGCCAUGCAGAAGCUCGGCAUGAAGCCCGUGGGCGGCAUCAUUCGCGUGACCAUCAAGAAGAACAAAAACGUGCUGUUCGUCAUCUCCAAGCCGGACGUGUUCAAGAGCACGGUCAGCGAGACCUACGUCAUCUUCGGUGAGGCCAAGAUCGAGGACCUGAACGCCCAGGCCCAGUCUAUGGCUGCCCAGCAGUUCAAGGCCCCUGCCGCUGAGACCCCCGCAGCUGACGCCGGUACCGCCCCCGCUGCCGCCGCCGUUGAGGAGGACGACGAGGACGUCGACGACUCGGGCAUCGACGCCAAGGACAUCCAGCUGGUCAUGAGCCAGGCUGGCGUGAGCAAGAGCAAGGCUGUGGCUGCUCUGCGCUCCAACGACAACGACAUUGUCAACGCCAUCAUGGAGCUCACCAUCAUUAAGCGGCGGCGUAUGGAUCUGAGUGAAAGCACAAAUAUUGACUUCAACUUUGGAUCCGACGAGGACGAGAUGGCGGAAACAGUUGCAGCGGUAGCUGCCGUGCAGAUGCCCGACAAGUUGCCAAUCACGGAGCAAAAUAUCACUAAAGAUGUCCAUGGAGGCCUGUUACUGUCAGCGGUUAAGCGCCAGAGAGAAGGCAGAAGCUGGGCGACGCAAGACCAGCCGAAGAAACCUCACGUCGAAUCAGAAGUGCAGGAAUCUGGAGAAAUGCCACGGGAAGAAGAAGAAUCGAGCAGUGAAGAAGAUGACGAGGCUGUAGACGUCGACAGUGAUGAUGGCAACGAGGGCGUCUCUGGUACUAGCAGCGAAGAGGACGCUGCUGCUACCAAUUUGGGCGCAGGUGUGAUCAGCAAUGACAGUGAUGCCGAUGAAGGCGACACUGAAGCCGACCAACCUCAAGAAGAAGAAUCGAGCAGUGAAGAAGAUGACGAGGCUGUAGACGUCGACAGUGAUGAUGGCAACGAGGGCGUCUCUGGUACUAGCAGCGAAGAGGACGCUGCUGCUACCAAUUUGGGCGCAGGUGUGAUCAGCAAUGACAGUGAUGCCGAUGAAGGCGACACUGAAGCCGACCAACCUCGUGCCGCGCAGACCAUCGUGGUCUAA